Molecule: messenger RNA, 2241 nt
Organism: Benincasa hispida (wax gourd)
Lineage: Eukaryota; Viridiplantae; Streptophyta; Magnoliopsida; Cucurbitales; Cucurbitaceae
Source: RefSeq, a predicted model, not a curated record
ACAUGUUGGUUUUUGGUGUUUUCUUAAAAGCAAACAAAAGAGGGAAAAAUCACACCUCAGAUCUCCAUUAGAAGAAAACACACACUCUCUUCUCUUCUUCUCUUCUCUUCUCAUCAUCAUAUAUAAAUUUUUUUUUUCUCUUCCAAAGGUCUUUUGUUCAGAUUCAAAGUCUUCAAAACUUUGGUUUUUACUGUCUUUUGGCAGAACCCUAACAAUUAGUCUCUUCCUCUCUUUUCCUUUGUCAACAGAUCAUCAUCAUCAUCAUUUUAACACAACCAAAAUCCCUUCCCUCAAGUUUUUUUAGUUGUUUGUUUGCAGAUUAAGAAAAAUUUAAAAAUCCCUUGGUCUUUUCUUGUUUGUUCUUGUCUAAACCAUCUUCAAUCACCUCCAAAAUAAGAACCCAAAAACCAAAAAAUUAUGUCAACUAAUCCCUUUUCUCUUCUCUCUUCUACUACAACUGCCUUUGCUCAUCAGCACGACGAUGCCAACCCUAACCCUAACCCUAAACCGAAACCCUCCGCUGCUACAAAGAAGAAGAGAAACCUCCCUGGAACCCCAGAUCCCGAUGCGGAAGUUAUUGCUUUGUCGCCGAAAUCGCUCAUGGCAACGAAUAGAUUCAUAUGUGAAAUUUGUAACAAGGGUUUUCAGAGAGACCAGAAUCUGCAACUUCAUCGACGAGGGCAUAACUUACCAUGGAAGUUGCGACAACGAACAAACAAGGAGCCGAUCAAGAAGAAGGUGUAUAUUUGUCCAGAGAAGACCUGCGUACACCACGAUCCGUCGCGAGCCCUCGGCGACCUCACCGGAAUAAAGAAGCAUUUCAGCCGGAAACACGGCGAGAAGAAGUGGAAAUGUGACAAGUGUUCUAAGAAAUAUGCAGUUCAAUCUGAUUGGAAAGCUCACUCCAAAACUUGUGGGACUAGAGAAUAUAAGUGUGAUUGUGGAACCCUUUUUUCCAGGAAAGAUAGCUUCAUAACCCACAGAGCAUUUUGUGAUGCUUUAGCUGAAGAAAGUGCAAGAAUCACAACAGUUUCAGCUACAAAUAUUCUCAAUAAUCUUAGAAAUGAUUCAAAUAUUCUUCUUCACCAACAAGAUCAAUCUUUGAUUGAUCAUCAUACCAAUAAUACUCUUCAAUCUCUUGGAGAUAUUUCUGGGCUUUCCCAAUUCAAUCAUUCAGAUCAUUUCUUGAGAGAUUUUGAAGAUCAUCAACACAAGAACAGAUCUCCAUUAUCACUUUGGUUGAACCAAGCUUCAGCUGAAACUGCAAUGAACAAUCACAACAAUAACAAUAAUAAUAUUUCCAACCUUUUUGGAGCUUCUUCUUCUUCUUCCAAUCUUUUCGGAUCCAUAACCGAAAACGGGCUUUCGAUGUUGCCAGUAAUCGAGAAGGAAGAUGUUGAGAAUAAGGGAGGUAAUAAUUUGUCGAAAGCUACAUCAUCGUCGGCAGCGGCACUGUUGUCGGGUCAGUCUUCUCAGUCUGUUGUUUCGUCUUCUCCGAUGUCGGCCACCGCCCUUCUGCAAAAGGCUGCUCUUAUGGGCUCAACUAGAAGCAACAACAAUAAUAAUUCCCCGCUCUUCGGUGCGGGUGCUUUUGGAGUAAUGAGCUCUUCAUCGUCGUCAUCAUCGUCUUCCAAUGCAGUAAGCUUGAACUCUCUUAAUAAAUCUAGAAGCUUGACAAUGGCUGACUCGGUUCAGAUGAUCGGUACCAACUCCGACUUAAGCUCGAAUUGUCUCAGCCAGCUUCUAAUACCACAGAACGGUAACAACGUUAUGAUUAGAAGUAGCGGUCAAACGAGGGACUUCCUCGGAGUUGGAGGAGGAGAAGCACCCCGACCGCCAUUCCUUCCGCCGGAGCUAGCAAAAUUUGCCACCAUAAACUCAACAGUGGGAUUAAGCCAAUUCGCCGCCAACCACUAAAAUCCCAUCAUCAAAGCCAUCAAACUUAAUCAAAUCGGAAGGGCGGCGGAAACGGUCAGAAGGGGCCGACGGCGGGGGCCACCGGUGGAUGUUUAAAGUUUGACAGUUCCAAAAAGCAGUAAAAAUGGCCAUGCAUGUAAAACCUUUUUUUCUUUUUCUUCUUUUGCCUUUUGUUAUUUUCUAUGUUGUCGUUUGAACUUUUAAAAUUUUUCUUUUUCCUUUCUUUUUGUAAUUUCGCUUUCAAAUUAUUGCAUUUGCCAGAGAAAACUAUUUCUAUAUAUAAAUAAAUAUAAAUAUAUAUAUGACUACUGGUCAAAUUAAUCU